Parasteatoda tepidariorum (common house spider) is the source of this 6059-nucleotide messenger RNA. RefSeq names its product glycosylphosphatidylinositol anchor attachment 1 (gene GAA1). Gene Ontology annotation, cellular component: GPI-anchor transamidase complex; membrane. The record is from RefSeq and is a predicted model, not a curated record. Gene Ontology annotation, biological process: attachment of GPI anchor to protein. NCBI's taxonomy places the organism in Eukaryota, Metazoa, Arthropoda, Arachnida, Araneae, Theridiidae.
AAAUAAGUAGCUAUAAACGUUGAAGUAUUCUGGAUGAAGUAUUCAAAUUCAUGGAAUAAAUUUUAAAAAAACUAAUUUUACAGAUCAUAAACUAAAAGUUGUACUAUUUUCUGGGAGGAAAAAAUAAAUUAUUAAUAUUUCUAAAUGCUAAAAUACUGUAUGUAAAUAAACUUGUGUUAAACGCCCUUAUUAAGUGCAGUUUCAUACCCGAUUUGAUCAUUUAAUAAUGGGACUCUUGAGUGAUACCAAAAGUCGCAAGAAAUUAACUGAUGUUCUGAUUCAACACUACGAAAAACUCAUCAGUCUCAGUUUUAUAAUUGGAAUAGUAUGGUUUUGCUUAUUAGCUAGUGAUGUAUUUAAUAACAAAACGUACUUUUCAGAAAAUGCUCUGUUACCUGGCCUUGUUGUGCGGGAAUUCAAUCCUCGAUCAUCGCUGUCACGGCGAUUGGAUGCUUUGAAUGAAGAAAGCAAAUUGAAGUCUCCAUUUGUAUGGAUACAAGGACAGUUUCGUCAGUUAGGAUUGGAUGUUUAUCAGAAUAACUUUACUGUUCAGUAUCCUUUUGGAUCCCCCAAAUCUUUAUACAAAAAUAAAAAUUUCUAUGCCAUCUUGAGAGCACCCAAAGUUUCUAGCACAGAAGCUAUAGUGAUUUCAACUCCAUAUCGUGAUAACGAUAGCAUUCACCCCAACUGCUUUGCAUCCAUAGCCUUGAUGAUUGAGCUAGCUCAAGCAUUUAGGCAACAGACCUAUUGGAGCAAGGACAUCAUAUUUUUGAUCACACAGUUUGAGAACAUUGGUUUUCAAGCAUGGUUGGAUGCCUACCAUAGUGUUCAAACGUCAGACUACAUUAGAAGUGAAAAACUACCGAGCACCAGCGGGCCUCUUCAGGGAGUUAUCAAUCUGGAGAUCAGCGAUUAUCAUUUUUCUCAUCUAGAUGUCAAAAUCGAAGGAUUACACGGUCAGCUUCCAAACCUUGAUUUCUUUAAUUUAGUCAUCGAGCUCUGCGCUCGAGAGCAGAUUCCUACGACUUUUGAGGGCAGAUUCAACCACUAUUCUAUUAAAUCUGUCAAUAUGGAGGCUUGGUUAAACAAUUUCCUCACAAUGAGUAGCAUGAUGUCACUACAAGCGACUGGCUUACCGACAGGUGGACACGGUCUCUUUCAUCGCUUCGGAAUCCAAGCCUUGACCCUGAAAUCCGUCGAGGAAAAGAAAUCUGUUAAUCUCGUUCAGCUGGGCCGUGUUGUCGAAGGCACCGUCAGAAGUCUAAAUAACUUGCUCGAAAAAUUCCAUCAAUCUUUUUUCUUUUACCUGUUGCCUAGCACGAGGUCGUAUGUAUCCAUAGGCUUGUACAUGCCUCCUUUUGCAUUAAUAGCAGUGCCUAUUUUGCUGAAGGCUCUGUAUUUGUAUUUAAAUGGUCAUAAAUCAGAAUCAUUGUCAUGUAAAUUUAAUUAUUGGAUUGCAUUAGAUUCCUAUAUUUUUCACUUAAUGUGUGGAUUAAUUAUUUUUUUAGUUCCUAAUUAUAUUCACCAUGUAACACAUUACUUUCACAUUCCUACCUCUGAUUUGAUGUAUUAUACUCUAUUAAUACUCAUGUCUGUUUGGUUGAUAUUUGCAAGCAUUACAACACCAAAAGUAAUGAGUCAGAAAUUCGAAUAUAAAAUGUGCUUUACAUUGCUAAUGCUUGGUGGAUUUAUGUUUACUCUAGCACUCGUAAAUAUAUCUCUAGCUCUAGUGUUUACUAUUCUCUAUGUACCUAUUAGCAUCUCGCUUCAGUAUAAAGGUAAAUUGUCAGUUUUCCAAUACCUAAUUUUGCUUCUGAUUCAUCCAUUUGUUUUUAGUUAUCUGCUUAUUGUUGCCCAGUCCUACAUGCUGGAUAGUAAGUUGUCCUGGUGGAGCCACUUUGUUCGUGGAGUAGAUGGACAUAAAAAAGUUGUCCUCUUCACUAUGGAAGACAUGUUACUUUUUGGAAACUGGAAUUAUAAAAUUGUCUCCCUAAUCAUUCUUCCCCUGUGGCUAAACUUAUGGUCAUUGAAAAGCAUGGCCUCUCGUGUGGAAAACUAAAAAUGUAUAAAUCAUUGAAUUUGGGCCACUAUCUUUUCAGCUAAAGAGAUCUAGAUACAAAGAUUGUUUGAUAGAAUUUAUGAUUUUAAAAUAUUUAAAAAAAAAAAUUUUAAAUAACAUUUGUGCUUCUUUUCUAGAAAAAAUUACAUUUUCACAUUUACGGUAGAGCACAGUGAAAAUGCUUAAUUUUAUGUGUGAAAAGAAGAGUAUAAAUGUAAAACAUGGUGCGUAGCGUUUUUAAAAAUUCCUAAAGGUGCUUAUUUUCCAUUUUCGUUUUUAAAAGCCCUAAAAGGUGCUUUUUCCAUUGUUUUCAAAAAGUGCUUAAUUUUCCCUUUUCGAAAGCUCACAUUGUUCUAUUCAACAUUUUCACAAUCCAUUCAACCACUAUCUAUUUCUGCGUACCAUUGGUCCAUAGCUAAGAGAGCGCCAAUCAUUUUACAUGUUUGAUGAAUUACUUGCGAGUCCGCAUUUGCAUUGACAGAGCUUGGUUCGGUGAGAUUCUUGCACUCUCACUUGCAACUCUGCUGCAUUUUGCAAGAUAUUUUCAGUUUCAGGCUUCAUUUUCCACCCUCUGAUAUCAAACCGAAAAAAAAUCUUGAUAAUAUUAUAGUGGCUAAUAUAAUCAAGAAAAAGUUUUUUGUCAGAACCUAGUUAUUUUAUCAUGAUCAUGUAAAUUCUAUGAAAAUUAUUUUGUUAAUGUAUUUAGUGCUUAAAAAGUGCUUAUUUCUUGUUGAGAGAUUUGGCUACGCACCCUGUUAAAGUAUAAAUUUCCCGAUUAUACAUCAUAGCCUAUACCAAGGAAUAUUUCAAUAGUGAAACUAAUCUGAACACGGUUGAUGUAGUAAGAGAUCAUGUAGUGGAAAUUUUGUUGUUUUCAGUUAUAAUAAAACUUAUUUAAUUAUAAAAAAUUUUAUAAAUUUAUAUAUUUACUUCAGAUAAAUUAUUCUUGAACAUUUGUAACAUUCUCUGAAAUUUGUAUGAGAACUUUAUUUUAUUAUCUUAAGAAGAAUUUUUAUAAGUGAAUGAAAGAGACUAAAUUGGUUUUCUAUUUUUAUGUAACUUUGUAUACUGGGAGAUUUCUGUAUCCUGAUCUGUGGCAGAAUAAUUAGCAACUUCUGGGCAGUGGCCAGCAAGAAACUAAAAAAAAAUCAUCACAGAAAAGGAUAAACUCGAAAGAUAUAACUAGAAGCCACCCCCAGGCUAACAUCUAUAUGUUUUUUUUAAAAAAAUAAAUUUGCAAGUUAAAAAUCUAUUUGGCACCUUGGCGAUUGUAGUUAGCCUGACAGAUCACGAUACGGAAAUACCCCCUUGUAUGCGGGUGAUUUUCAAAUCUGAAACAUUUUUGAAAAUGAAAUCAUUUUAAAAUUAAAAUUGUUUAUUUUGAUGCUUAACUUGAUUUUUGCUAUAUAUUUAACUUGUUUUAAUAGUCAGUUCUGUGGCAGAAUUUUAUCUGACGUUCUAUGAUGAAUCUCCCUAAUGAUCUGUGUGCAAGAUAUUUUUAAUAGAAAUUAACAUAUUUGUAACCAAUUUUUAACGAAAGUGCCUUUUGUUUAUGAAAAAAUGCCUACAUAUAGGAUAAAACUGAAUAUAAUUUUUUUUAAUAGUAAAAGUAGUUUUUCCCCUCAAUAUAUAAAAGAAUGUGAAUUGUAAUAUUAGGGGCAACAUUCUCUUAUUUUAAAGGGGGGAAAACACUAAUUCCUUCCUUUUUCCACAUUUUGAAAAUCAUCAUGACAUUAAUUUUUAAAAAAGACACAUUUUUAAAAAAUGUGAAAUCAGUGGCAGUAUCUGCUGCAAAAAAAAAAAAGGUCGAAGACAAAAUCACAUGGAUUUGCAACAAACUCAUGCAAAUCGGUCUCUUCACAAUAGUAUUACUCAGUGUGUUUCAAGGUUCACAUUGUUAAAAUAAAUAAUAUGUUGCAAUAUCAGAUUUUAACAACUAUAUGGAAAUCAAUAAUAAUUAUGUCCAUUAUAUCAACUGAGAAGAAAAGAAAAAAGAAAAUAUUCAAAUGCAUUAUUCGAAUUCCCUAUAUUGUGUGAAACAUAUAGUGAUUUUCAAAAAUGAUUAGCACCAUAUGGAUUUAUAAUGGGACUGUGUGCUAUAAAGUGGUUAUUUAGAUGCGUGAUUUGAAAUUUUCAUGCUAAAUAUCAUAAUAAAAAUAUUAAAAUAAUAUUAUUACAACCAAAUAAAAAAAGGUAAAAUUGAUAUAAAAAUAUUAUUUAACUCAGAUCUGAAUUUGCAACAAAAUCUCAGUAAAGUCAUAUUUAAUUAAAAUAAAAAAAAACGGUGUUCUUUUUAAAAUGAAAAAAGAUUACAAUUUCUUGAGCGAACAAUCUUUUAAAUGUAUGAUCAUGAUUUCAGAAAUAUUUUCCAGAUCAUAAAUUUCAAAUUCUAGUAUAGCCAUCUCAACUCUUGCAGAUCAGCGCUUAAAAAAAAUCAUUGCUUGAGAACGAGAGGUAAAACUUAAAAAGAAAGGACUUGCUUUUAAUCCUUUCAAGUCUAGUUUUUUUUUUUUUUUUUUCCUUUUCCAAUAAAGAGACAAAUUACGUCAUUAAUCGAUCAAAUAAGGUAAAAAUAGCAAUCUAUCUCUAGCAGCUCAUAUAUGAAACAUACAUCUUCAUUAUGAUGAGCCAGUAUCUUAAUCUUCUGUUAUUGCAACACAAACUAGACAAUAAAAACAUUAAUAUUUAGAUUUAAAGUAAAAAAAGUUUUAAAGCAGGAAAUUUUCUGGGUACUUAAAAGGUUUUUAUCCUACACACAGCCUAGACCGAUUAAUUGGCCAUGCACUGUCUUGCUGUCCGAUAAAGAUGUGAAGAACCAAAAGGGAAAGUAUGCCCAUUGCCAAUAUCUUACAAUUUGGUAAACACAAAGGGGUGUUAUUCAUUCAUGGGACUACCCCUACAUUCAGGGCAUGAGACAAAAGCUGCUAUGCUGUAACCAUGACUUGUCAAUAGGCGAUACCUAUCUUCUAAUUAUAGGGUAAUUACCUAUCUUCUAAUUUAGGAGGAAUGAUAUUUUUAUUUCGUAUAAAAAUAUAAUUCCUAACUUUUUGUGGCUGUAUACAACUAUAAUAAAAUUUUCUUUAAAUUUUUAAUUGUGUCUUGAUUAGUGCUCAAUUUCUCAUGGGGGAGAAGAAAGUUGAGUUGUAGAAAACGCAGAGCUGAUUUGACUAGUGAAUCUGCUUGCUCAUUACCAGGAAUUCCCGCAUUGCUUGGGAUCUGUUAGGUAAUCGUUUUUUCAUUUUAUAGGGACCAUGUAUGGCUGACUGCUUUUCUAAAUUGUCAAAAACAUGAACAUAGGUUCCUAUAACCAAUAGGUUCUAAAUAUAAUAUAGAGAUGCAUUUCAAAAAAAAUAUCAAAAUUUAAUAAUUUAUUUUCAGACAUUUUCUUCCCUUCGGUGGAUCAAUAAAAAGAGUACCAAGCAUGCUUGGGAACUAAACACUGGGAAUUGUGUGUUGGGCUGAUGUCCCAACCAGAACAUUUGCUCUUGCAGAGCCCAAAGGUCAAGAAAACUGAGAUGGGCACCGUAAGCCUUGGCCCUGUAUAGGUUGUAGCUCCACUGAGUUUAAUUUAUAUAGUUUUUGCUGAAAGUAAGAUUUUUCAAUGCAUAUACUCAUUUAUAUAAAUGCAUUUUGAAAAAAUCUAUAUGUCCUGGAAAUUACAGUAAAUAUGUAGUAUUCAGUUUUUAAUCUAACUGUUAGCAGAUAUCUUAAACUACUGGCAGUUUAGCAAAAGAUCAAGAUUGGGAGAAUGUUUCUCCCAAAUACACCAUUUCCUUAUCUAAUAACACAGAAAAACCAGUUUUGCUGUGCAGAGAAGACUGCAGGUUAAAAUAUGACUCUGUGCAGAACCAUCAAUGGGUUAAAGAUGAUUCUUUUAAUUAUCUACUAUGCUUUCAUAAAAGAAAGAAGAAGAAAAAUUUGUAUUAACUGUUUUAAAUGUAAUAAGAAUAAUUAGUAUUUUGUUUAUAUUUCUUGAUCAAUAAAAUUACCUAGAAUAGAA